Saccostrea echinata is the source of this 1151-nucleotide messenger RNA. RefSeq names its product DNA-directed RNA polymerase III subunit RPC9-like. Gene Ontology annotation, molecular function: nucleotide binding. Gene Ontology annotation, cellular component: RNA polymerase III complex. Lineage: Eukaryota; Metazoa; Mollusca; Bivalvia; Ostreida; Ostreidae. The record is from RefSeq and is a predicted model, not a curated record. The coding region runs from base 184 to 606 and encodes 140 amino acids. The transcript is spliced from 2 exons. Gene Ontology annotation, biological process: transcription initiation at RNA polymerase III promoter.
GGAUCGAAAUACAAUCAGUGUGUAAAUAAAAUGUACAUUGUGAGCAAGAAGACUGUUUCUCUUAUCUUAAAUUUUCUUUUGUUGGUGAUUGUUCUUUUGUCCUGGGUAUACACAAUUAUAGCAGGAAGAUAUGCAGCAGUGAAGCAACUCAACAAGGACUACCCUACCUCAUAAAUACUCAUCAUGGAAGUAGUCCGAGAAAAUUCAGCUAUGCUGAGUAACUUUGAAGUGUAUAGCUUACUGACAGACAUACAGGCAGGGAGAGGGCAGAAUAAACCAAACAAGCACCAACAGCAACUUGCUACUAUAACAUAUGAGACAAUCAAGUAUCUAGAAACAAAACCAUGUAAAAACCAAACCCAGGAAAAUAUUGUUGAAUUCAUGAAGGAACUAGAGCCAUACAAUUUAACUAGGGCUGAAAAGUUGCAGAUUCUGAAUCUUUGCCCCACAACAGCUGUGGAAAUACAACUUGUUGUGGAAGAGAGUGAGGAACGCCUAACCGAGGAGCAAAUCUAUGGCUUGUUAGAGAUCAUAGCUAAAUAUAACCCAACAGAGGGGGAGCAGGAGGAGGACACCUCAGGUGAAAUUGAGCCCAUGAAUGAAUGACUUAAAAAAUACUUUGUAGCAAUAUGUACACAUAUACACAUACACACACACAUCAUAAAAGAGACACUUAUAGAUUAAAACAUAUCAAAAUCUCCUCGUAAACAACAUUUUAGACUGUUAAAUACCGUAUAAGUGGAAUUUUUAGCGAGAAGCAAAUUUAGCCAAUUAUCCCAAAAUAUUGGUAUAUAUUUUUAACGAGAAGUAAUUUUAGCGAUUUUAUAAUGUCAAGAAAGAUAGCUAUAACAACUGAUACAGUAUAAAUUGUUAGUGAUAUCCAAUUUUAGCGAUCUCAAAACCCUCGGAAAAAAUGCCAAAAUUAAACCCUCGCUAAAAAUUCUGCUUAUACGGUACAUGUAAUGUGUAAAAAUUUUUGUAAAAUGUAGUAGCUCAAAGGUCAGUCUCAUUGUGUAUGUAAACUGUGUUGAAAUGAUUAGUUUCUGUACACUUACAGUAGUUUUGAAUAUACAGUUGUUUUUGGAUUCCAAAAUACCUGUGAUGUCCAUUAUUAUUGAGUCUUGAAAAGUUAAUUAAAAAUGAAAAAGAAA